Molecule: messenger RNA, 951 nt
Organism: Setaria italica (foxtail millet)
Lineage: Eukaryota; Viridiplantae; Streptophyta; Magnoliopsida; Poales; Poaceae
Exons: 3
Coding region: 118-636 (172 amino acids)
Source: RefSeq, a predicted model, not a curated record
CUCCUGCAGCGCUGCAGGCUGCUUGCCUAGGCUGGCUGGCUCUGAAACCCACGCAAUCCCAUCCCUUCUCCUCGGACCUCGGCUCCUCCCUUCCUUGCUCUGCCCGGCCGCCGGGCGAUGUCGUCGUCGUCGUCGGCCCUGGCGAAGGGCAAGUCCGCCAUUGGAUCCUCAUCCGGAUCUGCCAAAUUCGAGGCCAAAGGGAAAUCCUCCUCGGCAGCAGCCGCAGCCACCAAGCGAGCAACCACCACCGCCGCCAGGGGCAGGGGGAAGGCUGUCAAGAAGGUGUACUCGCUGCCCGGCCAGAAGUUCGAUCCUCCGGAGGAGAGGGAGCCCCUGAGGAUAUUCUACGAGUCGUUGUCCAAGCAGAUCCCCUCCAGCGAGAUGGCUGAAUUCUGGUUAAUGGAGCAUGGUUUGCUGUCUCCAGAGAGAGCAAAGAAAGCAUAUGAAAGGAAGCAAAAGCGGCAGCAGCAAGUGCGAAUGGGCACCCCGAUUAAGCCUAGCGGAAGCAAAGAUAGACCUGAAAGUUCAAAGAAACCAGUCGCAUCGAGCAAUAUGGACUCGAAGGCAAAGAAAAGAGUUUAUUACAGCAACGACGAUGAUGAGUUCAUUGUGAAGAUGAAGAGAUCCAGGGGAUGACAAGUUUCACAGAUGAGGUCAGAUACAUUUACUUUGGUUUCUAGAUACCAAAAAAAGACAUUCUUUAGGAUAUAUGGUGAAAUAAAUGUGUACUUUGCAGCAUACUGUAAGUGUUUUCAAAAAAGAUAGGUGGUCCAUCCUGCAACUGUAUCUGAAUCUCGCAUAGAUAUGGCCUGCAAGUUUGUGCUGUUAAAUUGGAAAUGCCUGGUAGGUAAAUGUGCCGAAUUUGUCUAGAAAUUAAUGUAUUCUGUAUGAACGAAAUGGACAUAUGUAAUAUGCAUAGUGAAUACUACUCAUACUAUCAGUAAUUACAUA